GUCUGGCAUGGAUCCUAAUACAGACAUCACAAGAAGAAAACCCAGACAAACCAAAGGAACACCAUCUUUCCACUAUCGAAAUCGUUUUGCCGCUGGUAUAAUUUUAGCAGGAAUUGCGACUUUUGCUGCUUUUGCUUACACUCCAAUCUUCCGUGUAGCUAACGAAAAAUUAGUCAAAGAAUUGUGCACGGAAACCGAAGAGGAACGUGAUCGGAAGCAACUAUUUAAUAUGAAUGCUGCUCCUAGACGAGGCGAAGAGAUUCUUAAAAUGAUCGAAGAAAAGAAAGAGUUGGAAUCAAAACAAUAAGAACAAAAAAAACAACCAUUAACAUGAAUACGAGAAAAGCUAAUUUUAAGAAACUCCGGUUACCCAGUACAGAAACCAAAAAUGACCCACGGUACUUAAAAAUACUUGUCUAUUAGUUCUUAGAAUAUAGUUUUAAAUAAAAACAUUUUAAUGUAGUAAAUUGAAAGAAA
Messenger RNA from Eupeodes corollae, 477 nucleotides. RefSeq lists its product as uncharacterized. NCBI's taxonomy places the organism in Eukaryota, Metazoa, Arthropoda, Insecta, Diptera, Syrphidae. The record is from RefSeq and is a predicted model, not a curated record. The coding region runs from base 8 to 307 and encodes 99 amino acids. The transcript is spliced from 2 exons.